AUGUCGUCGACGGACAAGCUGGUGAUUCCGGCCUACAAACAGAGCUCCGAGCGGGAGUUCAACGAGUGGUUCCGCAACCUGCGGACCGCGGCGAAGCAACACAAGUACCUCCUCGACAUCAUCGAGGUGGGCACCAUCCGGCCGGGCGCGGAGCGCGAGGCCGAGGCGGUCGCGCUGCACGUGCGCUACAAGAACAUCGGCACUGCGGACGGCCUCAUCCCGGCCAUGAUCGACAAGUUCUUCAAGGACCUGUCGGUGACUCUGUCGCGCCAACUCUACGGUGCGCUGCAGAACGCCGUCAAGGACGACGACACGCUCGCCGAGAUGUUGGCGGACGAGGACGCCGACCACUACGACGACAUCAAGAAGGGCAUCGCGGCGAUCAAGUCGCUCAUCGAGUCGGAGGACACGAACUCCAAGAACGUGCGCACGAAGGCGCUGCGCGCGGAUCUCGAGAAGGCGUACUCCCCCGACGCUCUCAAGGACCUCACGUCCGCGAGCCUCGCCAAGUUCAAGACGGGCAUCGAGCAGGCGAACAAGUUGCUCAAGGACUCCCAGUGGCACCUCCCCGACGAGGUGAUCGAGGAAUACAUCCUCGACGCGAUCGCCGCCAAGGGGGCCACGCUCGGCGCAAACAUGCGCGUGCAGAUCGGCAUACAGCGCCAACUCGCCGCGCAAUCGGGCAAGACGUACGGCCUCAAGGCGUCCACGCUCGCGAUGCAGGGCAUCCUCGACCAAGACAACGCGGACCGCGCCAACGAGGCCAAGGCGGCUGCGCAGGCGGCGUUCGAGGCGGAGAUUGCCUCGCAAGGCGUGCUCAAGGAGAAGCUCGCGGCCGCCGAGUCCCAGGUCGCCGCUCUCCAGGCGCAGAUCAAGUCCGACAAGGGCGGCGGGGACCGCGGCGGCCGCGCAGCCGCUGGGCGCAAGCCGUGCCCCCACUGCAAUGGGUUGCACGGUGGCAAGUGCAUCGGCGACCUCAUCUGCAAGGGGGUCCCUGUCGCCAAGGUGCUCGAGGAACUCCCCGACCGCAUCGACCACGAGACGAAGGUGCGCAUGGCCCAGUCCUCGUACAAGAAGGUGUGCGCCAAGUCCCCCGGCCGCACCCUCCCGCACGACCCCUUCAAGAAGUCGGACUCCACCGCGACCGACCACGAGGAGGUGCGGGCGGCGCUGGCCGACUCUGUCACCCGCACGUUCGACCCGGACGGCAUCGUCGGCGGCUUUGUCGCUGGCGUCGGCACCGACCAGGUCGAGGACACCUUCCCCGACUCCAACCCCACCGACACGCCCGCCAUCCUCAAGGCCAAGACGGCGGCGCGCAAUGCGGCGGAGGCACGGGCGCGCGGCGGGCUGUGGGUCAAGUUCACCUCGUUCGUCACCGCGCUGCCUCGCCCGUACAUCGGCGCUUCCAUCCUACUCGUCCUGCUCGCGUGCCUCAUCCCGGUCUACAUGGGCUCGCCUGCCUCGAUCGGCACGCCUGUGGCCGACGUCGUGGACGAGCCCUCGAACAUGGGCGUGAUGGUCGAGUCCGUCACCGCACUACCCCUCGAGCUGUCCACCGGGCCGGCGACUGGCUCAGGUGGCGGAGCAGAGUACGCCAUCGAGGAGGACCCGCUCCAGCCGAUCUACCGCAAGGUCGCGGGCGACAUGUUCCGCGCGGUGAAUGACAUCGACGUGCCCAAGACGGUCCCGCUCGUCCUCUCGUACACGUGCAUCAUGCUCGCCAUGUACGUGGCGCGCAUGGACGCGAUGCAGGCACACGCGCUUGUCGGGCAUGUCAAGGUCGUCGACGCGUACGACACGACCGCCGGUGUGAACAUGCCGGGAUCGUAUGCCGCUGGCGUCGACUCCAAGGCGGGCAUGAACAUGUUCCCGACGCCCGACUACUUCCCUCACGGGUGGCGCGAGCCCGAGAAGCCCAUCUACAUCCGCUGCGCAAACAACGACUACCUCAAGGCGAAGGGCGUCGGCACCGCGUACGCCUUCGCGCUGGCUGACCCGACCAAGCCGCAGGACACCAAGGUUGUGAACACCGAGUGGGUGAACGCGCUGUACGCGCCCGGACUCGCCAUGCCUCUCGUCAGCGUCAAGGAGUGCAAGGCGCAGAACAUCGUGGUCCGCUUCGACCUCUGCCCACCACGCUUCAACUACCCCUCCGGGCAGACCAUCUACUUCGGGGAGGACUUCAACAUCCACCUGAUGCCGCUCGGCGCAUCCGUCGGCGCCAACGCCGCCAAGGCCAUCGUGCGCGGCAAGCCGGGGCGGCGCCCGACGGAUGGCACCUUCUGGCGGCACGCCCUGUGCAUCUCCGGCGACGCGCUAAAGGACCUCAGCAAGAUCGCGGACGGCGUGCCAGACCUCUCCAAGAUGGACCGCAACGAGGGCCUCGACGACGCCGCGCUGCAGGCGAACGCCAAGUACCACGCGCGGCGCAGCACCGGCCGGCCACUGGCCACUCGCUUCGGGGGCUCCGUCUGGGUGGCCCUUCACUGGAGCCAAAUCGACGGACUGCACUGGCUGUGGGUCCCCUCGGCUGCCGCCGUCGGGCUGCACAAGUGGCGGAGGCACGGUCUUGCGGCCGCGCGCGACGAGGUCUGCGGCGCGAUCUACGACUUUCUGCGGCCGGCGGCGGCCUGCCUCCGCGCGUGGCACGACCCGAGUUGGCGCGAGUCGUACCAGCGGCUGAUGCUGGCGCUCAACACCGCCAGCUGCCACUUCACCUCGUAUGGCCCGGUGUGCAAGACGACGUGGAUCCUCGCCUGCGCGCCGUACAAGCACGGCGUGCUAGCGGUGUGGGACCAGGCCGAGCACUUCAGCGGCGGCGUCCCGCCAGCACUGCUCGCCGGGUGGCUGCUCGCCCUCGUCGUCACCUGGCAGUGCACCGUCGUCGCAAACAACCUGUCGCACCACCGCUACUACGCCCACCGCUCGUACGACACCUCCCGCCCCGUCGCGCUCGCCCUCGGCGCGCCCCGGCUGCGCCACCAAGCUCGAGGCCCCGGAGCCUCCCCGACCCUUCCCCGGCCCCCUCCUGCAGGCGUGCUCGGUUGCGCCGCCACCCAGCGAGGCCCGCUCUGGUGGUCCUCCAACCACCGGCGGCACCACCGCUUUUGCGAGACGGCGGAGGACCCGCACAGCCCCGCGCAGCAGGGGGUGGUGUACGCGCACUGCGGCUGGGUCUGCGACCGCGUAAACUUCCCCAUCCGGCCAGAGUACUGCGGCGAGUGGCUCGAGCGGCCAGAGCUGCUGCUGCUCGACGCGAACGUCGAGCUCGUCUCGUCGCGGCUGCGCGGCUGGCUCACGCGCGGCGUGCUGCGCCUCCUUGUCUGGUGCGCCGCCGCGGCUGGUGCGCCGCCGAGCUUGCGGCUGCAGUACCUCACGCGCUACACGACCGACACGCAGCUGCUCGCGCUCUCGCUCUCGCUGCAUUGGUCGAGCUUCGUCAACUCGAUGUGCCACGACUGGGCGCCCGCCCCCUCGUGCGGCGGCGGCGGCGGCGGCGGCAAGGGCCCGUGCGUCGGGCUGAGCAUACCUUGGGUCGGGCUGCUCUCGGGGGGCGAGGGCUUCCACAGCCGCCACCACCAGAACGCGCGCAACGCGAGGCACGCCGAGCGCGCGCUGCUCGACCCCGUGUACCUCGUGACCUGCGCGCUCGAGCGGCUCGGCCUCGUGUGGAGCGUGCAGCGCCAGGAGGCGGCCGGGGAGGCGAGGGCGGGGCAGCGGGCGGACUUGAAGGCGGACUGA
Molecule: messenger RNA, 3744 nt
Organism: Emiliania huxleyi CCMP1516
Lineage: Eukaryota; Haptophyta; Isochrysidales; Noelaerhabdaceae
Exons: 3
Coding region: 1-3744 (1247 amino acids)
Molecular function (GO): oxidoreductase activity, acting on paired donors, with oxidation of a pair of donors resulting in the reduction of molecular oxygen to two molecules of water
Source: RefSeq, a predicted model, not a curated record